CCGGUAGGUCAUGGAUCCGUUGGAUCUGGUGGUAACUCAUUCCUCUGCUUUGUGCACGUGCCCACGUGACUCAUGCUAAUGGCCUCCUUUUGCUCCAAACCCAAGCGGUUGUUACGCGAUUGGGAUCACGCAAGAAGUUUUUGAAGUGUCUGUUUGGCAACUAGUUUUAGCGCCGAAGCAAAAUCUCAGCCGUUACAGAACUUUCGCGAUGGAGGCUUGGGUUCCGCUAUUCGACAUUUUUAUGAACUCCCCAUCGCCGGAGUUCGAAGCUUCUCUCUGGUUACAACAAUCUUUCAACGCCUCGUCUGCCACCACCAUCACCACCGGCUCUUUCCUUUCGCUGCUCACAAAACCCUGCGACGCCGUCGUCUCCGACUCAUCUUCUCCUUCCACGAAAAGGGUUAUGUGGGUGCAAACUCUGCCCAAUGUGGUUCAGUCUCGCAUUCUGUCGUUUCUUGCUUUGGAGAAACAAAGAUUCUGCUCUCGGGAUUUGUCUAGGCUUGCUCGGAAUGUUUUGAGUGGGGACGGAGAGGUUGAGUUUUGGGUGAAGAGAGGUGCACGGAAUCUGCUUGAUCAAGUGUCUGAAUCGAGCUAUGAGUGGAUUUCUAGUUUGGGUUUGGACUCUGGUGGAGAAAGAGUGAAUGAGGAGUUCGAGGCGAUGCCGGAUUGGCUCAAGGAUACUGUGGGUGAUAGUGAUUUGCUUCUUCCAUGGCUUCCCAUAUCGCCUGAUGAGUUGAAUUCGGGAACACAUUUUGUUUGUUGCGGGGAUGAUUUGGAUGAAUUGGUGGUCGAUACUGGGGAUGGAGAAGAAAGGGUGGAUGUAGUGAUAGAGGAAAUUGAAAUUGUUCAAUCCAAAAAUGCUCCUUUGGAUGCUGAAGUUCAAAAUACGGCAGCUGGUUUGAAAGCCCAAAUUUUAACCUUUGAAUCUAGUUCCAAAACUGGAGGCUUGGCUGUUCAAAUUCAUGAACUCUGCUUGCAGAGAGGAGGCGACUCCUUUGCAAUUCUGGGUCUUAUUGAACCUUGGAAAGCCGAUGAUGAGGCUGCUUCAGUUUUAAUUUCUCAUCUUUCAGAUGGAAGUGAAGAAGAACUUGGUUGGCCCAGCCAAGUUGUCUGCUCAAUUAUACUUCCCAAAUUGUUAGUUCUAGAGGAACCCGCUUCUCGUGUGUUGGUGACUGCAACAAUAGAGUACUGCAAGCUCCAUCAGAGGGCUGCUGUGUAUGGACUCUUGUUUCCUCUACUUCUCCGAAGAGGAGGUAUCAACAACCCUAUUUGUGAUGUGGUUGUGAGGAUUAUCAAGGAAUGCCUACACCCAGCUCAUGUUUCUGCCUUUUUCCAGAAGCUACUAUGUGAAGAAGAGCAUGUGAGGAGUUUCAUUUGCCUUCCUUGCCAUCAGUAUCUAAUAUCCAAUGAAUUGGUCUAUCCUUGCUUAUCUUGUCUAUUUCGUAGACAAUCAACUAGAACUAAAUUCAGACCAACAUAUCUGCAUGCUGCUAUAUGAAGAAAAAAAUCUUCCUGCUUUUAUGGGUAUGUCUAACAAUUCCUUCAUCUCUUUUUAUUCAAAAUACAUCCCUGCUAAGCAUUGAUUACUUUUAAAUGAUGCAAGCUAAGUAAUAUGUUACUAGCCAUUUGGAUGGGUCCAAUCUCACCGUCCAUGAUUAACAAUAUUAUGUAGUGGUCUACUACUACUUUAUAUGCAGGGAAGCUUUAGAUGGUUUUAUAUAUCUCACUUUCCAUAAUUAACAAUAACUAUGCAGACCACUACCACUACUUUAUAUGCAGGGAAGCUUUAGAUGGUUUUAUAUAUCUCACUUUCCAUAAUUAACAAUAACUAUGCAGACCACUACCACUACUUUAUAUGCCGGGCAGCUUUAGAUAGUUUUAUACACCUCAUGACAAUAGGGCAUGCCCCUGGGCCAUAAAAUGUUGCUUUUCAGAGUAUGAAACUACAGAACAUAAUAUGUAUAGGCCACAGUCCAUGGAAAUAAGCCUCUGAUUUUACAUAUGUGGGGAAGACUUGAAUUUGCAUUUGAUUUGUUGGAUGCUGAGAACUUUGUAAUACCUAAAGGACCAAAAUUAGAAUGAUCUAGUGACCUUUAUGGCUUAUAUUGGUCCACUAGGUCAAUUUUGGUCUAAUAGUUGUAAUAAUUGAUUAGUAUCGUAUUUAGCCAUGAUUCAAUAUUCAGAACAAGGGAUUCUGCUUACUUUCCUUUAUUGGUUUGAUAGAUUUGGGAUGCAAUAUUGAGUUAGGGGCUGAUAACUGCUUGACUAGGACUCUGGCACGGUAUCAAUAUUGUGUUAUUCAAUGGUGCACUGGAGAAACGGGACUAAUGGAAGAAACAACAGCCACUAUCUUCUCUUGGAAUUUGAAAAUACAACACUAAUAGAACAAAAGGUACAAAAUAGUAAAUAGGAAAUACAUAUAGUUUUCUUUAAAAGCUUCUUCUAUGCAUGAAGACUGUGAUGCCCAAUUGCCAUGUUCUUCAUUGAUUCAAAUCUGGGGCCCUUGUCUGCGAACUUUGUUGUGGCAUAAAGCUUCAGGUAAUCUUGAAAACGGAAGUGAUCUGGAUAUAAGAGCUUGGGAGCUGGUGAAAUGAUGGCAUCACCGGAAGGGUUAUAGAAGG
Vitis vinifera (wine grape) is the source of this 2621-nucleotide messenger RNA. RefSeq lists its product as uncharacterized. Gene Ontology annotation, biological process: interstrand cross-link repair. Gene Ontology annotation, cellular component: Fanconi anaemia nuclear complex. Bases 209 to 1498 code for a protein of 429 amino acids. NCBI's taxonomy places the organism in Eukaryota, Viridiplantae, Streptophyta, Magnoliopsida, Vitales, Vitaceae. The transcript is spliced from 3 exons. The record is from RefSeq and is a predicted model, not a curated record.